CGAAGAAAGAAGAAAAACGCCUCUCUCUCUCUCUCUCUCUCUCUCUCCGAUUGAAAGAGGGGAAAAGAAAGGAGGAGAUAAGAAGAAAAGCGCCUCUUUCUCUCUGAUUGAAAGAUAAAAAAAAAUAAAUGGAGAAGAUGGAUAUUGCUGCCGAUUCUCAUCAUCAGCAGCUGGAAGAUCUCUUCGAUCAGAAGAAGCGCGUCAAGAACCCUCUCGUCCCCGUCGGUGCACUUUUAACUGCGGGUGUGCUCACAGCUGGAUUGAUCAGUUUCAGACAAGGAAAUUCUCAGUUGGGCCAGAAGCUAAUGAGGGCUCGUGUGGUUGUCCAGGGCGCCACUGUUGCACUAAUGGUUGGUACUGCGUACUACUAUGGGGAGAAGUUUUAAAUGAGUUCCAGAAUUGGAGUUUGUUUGAUGGAGUAACUCUGGUACUCGAUCAUGCUCCUCUACUUUGUUCCCCGUUCUGAACUGUGGGGAGCAUUUUGCUCUCCACCGAGAGCAAUGCAUGAACAGUCUUCAUGAUCACCUGAUUGCUUGCCUCUCUUCUUUGAUUUUCUAUUCCAUAAAUGGUUCGCCGUUUGCGACAAAUGGGUACAAAUAACAUCACCAUAAUGUUACAAUUAAGCUAUCAAUCUAAUUAAUUUAAAUAAGAGAAAUGAUUGCAUUGGACUUGGUCA
This is a messenger RNA of Magnolia sinica, 676 nucleotides long. Its product is annotated as RING-H2 finger protein ATL48-like. The transcript has 2 exons. Bases 129 to 386 code for a protein of 85 amino acids. The record is from RefSeq and is a predicted model, not a curated record. NCBI's taxonomy places the organism in Eukaryota, Viridiplantae, Streptophyta, Magnoliopsida, Magnoliales, Magnoliaceae.